Chelmon rostratus (copperband butterflyfish) is the source of this 1418-nucleotide messenger RNA. RefSeq names its product cAMP-regulated phosphoprotein 19-like. The coding region runs from base 115 to 453 and encodes 112 amino acids. The record is from RefSeq and is a predicted model, not a curated record. The transcript is spliced from 3 exons. Lineage: Eukaryota; Metazoa; Chordata; Actinopteri; Chaetodontiformes; Chaetodontidae. Gene Ontology annotation, cellular component: cytoplasm. Gene Ontology annotation, molecular function: protein phosphatase inhibitor activity.
UGCUGCCCUCGCCCGCCUAGACGCUGCCAGUAGCACCUUUCAACUGCCAGAAGAGCUGGUUGAACGAUUAAUUACAUCCAAUUUUUGCGAGCAGAGCAGGGAUUCAGUAUAGUUAUGUCCGAAGAGGUUGAAGGAACGAGGACUUCUGAAGAACAGCAGGAAAUGGAGGACAAAGUAAUCAGUCCGGAGAAAGCAGAGGAGGCCAAACUGAAGGCCAGGUAUCCUAACCUUGGAGCCAAGCCUGGAGGUUCAGACCUUCUGAGGAAAAGACUUCAGAAAGGGCAAAAGUAUUUUGACUCUGGUGACUACAACAUGGCCAAGGCAAAAAUGAAGAAUAAACAAUUGCCAUCAGCCCCAACGGAGAAGACAGAGAUCACAGGUGGGCACAUCCCAACACCUCAGGACCUGCCUCAAAGAAAGACUUCAAUUGUUGCCAGUAAACUGGCUGGUUGAUGGUUUUAUGUUUAUUGUUUUGUUACCAUUCCAACCCCCACUUCAUUUCUACUUGCCGUUUACGUUUUUGUUCCUUUGUCACCUGCGUAUGUAUUCUCUAAGAACAAGUCAUGUACCAAGUCAAGUUCUUGAGGAAAAAUGGCAACUGUCAGGCACUGAAUUGUCAGUGAGUUAAAUUCAACAAAGUCGUAGCUGAAAAUGUUUGUCAAGAUUGUAAAAAAGACUGAGUAGCGGUUAAUUAAAUAUGAAUGGAUGUUAGUGCUAUCUUAUUUUCCCAGAACGUUUUCACUUUUAAGCAUAUGCCUCCAUGCACAGCAGCUGAAGAGCCUGUGCAGAUAAUCUGUUUUCAUCACCACGAAUGAAUCUUGUUCCACUAUGUCACUGAUAAUUACAGAGGCAAAAAUACUGAUGAAUUAUGACCACAGAGAAAACAUUAUCAGUUUGCACUGAUGUAUGUGUGAGGUAGAAGUGUAAUUUACAGAUAUGCCUUUGACUCGUAUUCACUCGCUCAUAUGGAGGCAUGUCUGUUUAAAUAGUGAAAAGUGAAGUAAUCCUGCUUUGUUUUUUGGUUUUCUGAUCCUUAAUUGUGUGUCCCUUUCUCUCUCUGUGAAGCUGUUUGAUUCUGUGCUUUCAAAGCAUUUAAGAUUAGACCACACACACGUUGUAGCCAGUUGUAUUUUAACUCAUUUUAGUGACGUUGGUUUGCAAAGACUUGCUGCUGGUCUCCAUUUCAUCCCAACCUUUAAAAUGGCCUUAAAAGUAAUGAACCCUCUUGAGCAAUAUUUGCUCCCUCAGUGAGAAUCUUAGUUGUGAAUUUUGCCUGAAAUGUCUGUUCACUGUCUGACUGGAAUCACUUAGGAUUUUAUGGAAAGAAACUCCCUUGACAUGUCUGGAGUGUGCAUGUGCAUUUAUUGUGCAGUCACACUGUGCCAUUUGUUUUGUAAAUAAAAUAGUUUUGCAUAAUA